Molecule: messenger RNA, 1771 nt
Organism: Fragaria vesca subsp. vesca
Lineage: Eukaryota; Viridiplantae; Streptophyta; Magnoliopsida; Rosales; Rosaceae
Product: probable protein phosphatase 2C 15-like
Exons: 9
Coding region: 306-1595 (429 amino acids)
Biological process (GO): protein dephosphorylation
Molecular function (GO): protein serine/threonine phosphatase activity
Source: RefSeq, a predicted model, not a curated record
AAAACGCGUUUCGUCUCUUAGAGUUCUUUUAUGUGCUUUCUUUUAGUUCUCUUCAUUCUUCUGGUGUUUGCUUGUUACUGUCGCAAUCGGAUCUGCGCUUGUCUUUCACACUCAGACAUUCUAUCUUCUGAUCAGCUGGAGUUCGCUUUUGGAAAGUUCGAAGUUUUGAGAACCAUUGAGUUCAGAAAUUGAUGUUUGGAUGCUAUUAGUGACUUGGUGUUGUGAUCUGUUUAGCUUUAGUAUGCUUUUGAGGUACAUAGUUGGGUAAUUUGAAGGUCUUGGGCCUCUGGAGUGGUGUGGUAGUUAUGGGGUCUACAGAAGGGAGCCGUAAUCAUCAUAAUCUGGUGCCUCUUGCUGCAUUGAUCAGCAGAGAGCUGAAGAAUGAGAAGAUGGAAAAGCCUACUGUGAGAUAUGGGCAUGCGGCUCAAUCCAGGAAAGGGGAGGAUUAUUUCCUGAUCAAGACUGAUGGUCAGCGAGUGCCUGGAAAUUCUUCAUCAACGUUUUCUGCAUUUGCGAUCUUUGACGGGCACAAUGGAAACGCAGCAGCCAUAUAUACAAAGGAGAACUUGCUGAAUCAUGUGUUGAGUGCUAUUCCAAGGGGGCUAGGAAGGGAGGAGUGGCUCCAAGCCUUACCUCGGGCCUUGGUUGCAGGGUUUGUGAAGGCUGAUAAGGAUUUCCAAAGUAGAGGAGAAACUUCUGGAACAACAGCUACUGUUGUAAUAGUUGAUGGAUGGACUGUGACAGUAGCAUCAGUGGGAGAUUCCCGUUGUAUCUUAGAUACUCAGGGUGGUGCGGUUUCCACUUUAACCGUUGAUCAUAGACUUGAAGAGAAUGUUGAAGAGAGGGAGCGUGUUGCUGCAAGUGGCGGGGAAGUAGGGAGGUUAAGCAUUGUUGGUGGUGCGGAAAUUGGUCCUCUUCGUUGUUGGCCAGGUGGUUUAUGCCUUUCUCGGUCGAUUGGAGACAUGGAUGUUGGGGAGUUUAUAGUUCCAAUACCAUAUGUGAAACAAGUCAAGCUAUCAAAUAGAGGAGGGAGGCUUAUAAUUGCUUCUGAUGGCAUCUGGGAUGCCCUAUCCUCAGAAGAGGCAGCAAAGUCGUGCCGUGGGUUGCCUGCUGAACUUGCUGCUAGACAAGUAGUGAAGGAAGCUUUAAGGUCAAGGGGUUUAAAGGAUGAUACAACCUGUAUAGUUGUUGACAUAAUCCCUCCUGAUAACUCGGUACAGCCUCCAACUCCCCCAAAGAAGCAGAACAAGCUCAGGGCCCUGUUAUUCAGGAAGAAGUCACGUGAUUCUGCUCAUAAACUAUCCAAGAAACUAUCAGCCGUGGGUAUUGUGGAAGAACUCUUUGAAGAAGGCUCUGCCAUGCUUGCUGAAAGGCUGGGCAGUGAUGAGUGUACGGCACAAUCAACAACAUCUGGGUUGUUUAUGUGUGCUGUAUGCCAAGUUGACCUUGCACCGAGUGAGGGCAUAUCUGUUCAUGCUGGUUCCAUCUUCUCCAUGAGUUCAAAGCCUUGGCAGGGGCCUUUCCUCUGUUCAGAUUGUCGUAAUAAGAAGGAUGCCAUGGAAGGAAAACGCCCUAGCGGAGUAAGAGUAGUGUAACUUCUUUAUUGUUCAUCCCUAUUCUUUAAACCCUUCAUUCAAUUUUUUUGUAACCCAUUUUCUUAGGCCAGGCAUUGUUUGAAUCUUUUGUUAGAGUGAUGGAUGAAAUGUAUAUGUAAAUUUGAUAAAUAAUGUAAAAUGAGUCUUAGGAAUUGAAGAAGAUCUGGUACUUAAAG